Molecule: messenger RNA, 923 nt
Organism: Drosophila simulans
Lineage: Eukaryota; Metazoa; Arthropoda; Insecta; Diptera; Drosophilidae
Gene: Jhbp15
Exons: 3
Coding region: 177-914 (245 amino acids)
Source: RefSeq, a predicted model, not a curated record
GUCAGGUGUCAGGGCGUGGGCGUGGGCGUGGGUAUCUAAUAUAUCCAUUCAUCGAAGUGAUUAUUGACUGAUUUGCAUUUGCAUGUAACCGGCAAUUGUCUGACGAUGCUUAAUGGCCUAUAAAAGCGAAUAGUUAGUCACAAGCCACUCAUUAAUUAUCACUAAAUCAAAUCGAAAUGAGGCUAAUCGUAUUCGUUUGCUGCUUGUGGAUGGCUCGAAGUUUGGGGCAGUUGCCUCCUGAGAUCGAGAAAUGCAAGGCUGGCGAUUCAAUCUGCAUAGCUGAAACAGUCACCAGGAUUCUGCGCUUGUAUCCCAAGGGUCUUCCCUCCAUUGGAUUGGUUGCUCUGGACUCCAUUGGGUUCGAGGAUGUCGUCGUCAGUCGGUUGGAACCAGAUGGGUCAUCUACUUUGGAUUUAAAAUUCCAUAACCUAACCGUAAUAGGAUUCGCGGACUCCACAGUGGUGGAGGCAAAGGGAUUCGAAGCGGAUCUGCCGCGGGUCCUCGAGUUGAGUGGCUGGAUUCCAUUGCUGAAACUCAAUGGAUAUUACGAGAUGCGGGGCAGUUUGUUGACCAUGCCCAUUCAUGGCAAAGGUCAAGCCCAGGUGGAGAUAAGGGAUUGCCGCGUUCGCUGCAAGGUGCGGGUUUUGGAGGAUCUUCGAGACGAUGGCAAGCUAUAUGCCGGAAUAUCCAAGGUCAAGUGUUUGCUGGAUGUGCAGGGCAUGCACUUGAAUUUCGAAAAUCUUUUCAACAAUCCUGAAAUGAGCGAUGCCAUGAACGCUGUGGCCAACACAAAGUGGCUGGAAAUUUGGCAUACCCUUCGCAGGGGUAUCACCUCUGCAGUGGAUCAGUUGGUCGAGUCGAUUCUCAAGCGAGUAGCUAACAAGUUACCAUAUGACGAUUUCUAUAGAGACUAGAAGUACCAC